Messenger RNA from Salvelinus fontinalis (brook trout), 826 nucleotides. RefSeq names its product E3 ubiquitin-protein ligase TRIM35-like. The record is from RefSeq and is a predicted model, not a curated record. The transcript has 6 exons. The coding region runs from base 334 to 669 and encodes 111 amino acids. Lineage: Eukaryota; Metazoa; Chordata; Actinopteri; Salmoniformes; Salmonidae.
CACACAGCACAACACUGUAACAGUUUGCUCUCGCUGCAACCUCUGUUUAUUUGCCUGUUCUGUUCAACUAAGGGCAAAGUACAUGACACAGGAGCUAUAUUGCUUGUUAAUAUCAACAUUUCAGAGCGGUUACUGGAGGAGAUGAGGACAUCCUUUAGUUUAUAGUAUUUUGUAGCUGCUACAAAACAGGGAUCCAAGCCCAGGAUACAGAGAGGCAGAUUAAGGGGCAGUUUAAAAAGCUGUACCUGUUUUUGCAAGAGGAAGAUAGAUGGAUAGAUGCAUUGAGAAUGGAAGAGGUGCGGAAGAGUCAGGUGAUGAAACAAGAUAACAGAGAUGAGCAGAGAGAUAUCAUCACUUUCAUACACAAUCAAAGCCACCGAACAACAGCUGAGCAUUGAAUACAUCUCAUUCUUGCAGAACUACAAGGCCACAGAGACCAGAGCCAAGCAAACAAUGCCAGAUCCAAAGAGGGUUUCAGGAGCGCUGAUAGACGUGGCCAAACACCUGGGAAACCUGCAGUUAAGAGUCAGGGAGAAGAUGAAAGGGAUGGUCCAAUACGGUCAUAACGCACAGCCUUUGAACCGCAACAAAGUCAGGGGGCGUUCCUCUGCCCAGGUGUUGUUGAUGGAUGCCAAAUCUUACAACAGCUGGAUAGGUAUUCUCCUGUAAUCCUGGAUCCCAACACUGCAGACACAGGUCUCAUCCUGUCCGAGGAUUUGACGAGCAUGAGACACUGAUAAAGCACUACAGCUCCCUGACAACCCAGAGAGGCUUCAUGGAUGUGUCCUAGGUUCUGGGGGUUAUAACUCAGGAACACACAGCUGGG